UAACGUAUUUCACAAGCGAACGUGACACACAAACGAACGUGACACCGCCCGCAACUUAGACGCGUUGGAAAACCUCACCUAAUUCAACCAUCAACCAUGCCUCCAAAAGCGCGUCAAAAUUCAAGAAAAUUAGCAGAACGGGAAGACAGAAUCAAACUUGCUGUUGCUGCUUUGAAAAAUCAAGAAAUUCGCAGUAUUCGUGAAGCUGCGCGUGUUUUUCAUAUCUGCCAUGAAACUCUCAGUCGUCGACUUAGCGGAAGAACUUCGCGCUCAGAAAUACGCGCCAACAACCAUAAAAUGACUCAAAAUGAAGAGGAAUCGCUUGUACGAUGGAUUCUAUCGCUAGAUCGACGUGGAGCUCCUCUUAAGCCAUCAGAUGCACGAGAAAUGGCUAAUAUUCUUCUUGCUGGCCGCGGUACUACACCUAUUCAAUCAGUCGGAGUGAACUGGAUUAUCAACUUUAUUAAACACCGUUCUGAAAUAAAAUCCUGCUUUUCUCGACGAUAUGACUAUCGACGCGCUAAAUGCGAAGAUCCUAAAUUGAUGAAAGAGUGGUUUGAUCGCGUACAAAUCACUAUAAUGCAACAUGGGAUCGCACAAGAGGAUAUCUACAACUUCGACGAGAUUGGCUUCGCUAUGGGCCUAAUAUCUAAUGCUCGAGUACUUACUAGAGCUGAUUAUUAUGGCAAAACGCGUGUUGUACAGCCAGGCAAUCGGGAAUGGAUUAUUUCGAUUGAAUGUAUUAACUCUACUGGUUGGGUGCUUCCUCCGUGUGUUAUCUUCAAAGGGAAGGUUCAUAUAGAGGGUUGGUAUGAAAAACCAAAGCUUCCACUGGAUACCAGGCUUGAAGUUAAUCCUAAUGGAUGGACUUCUAAUGAGAUAGGCCUUCGCUGGUUAGAAUAUCUCUUUAUUCCUAUGACUACUCACCGUACGAUUGGGAAAUACCGCCUUUUAGUUAUGGACGGCCAUGGCAGCCAUCUAUCGCCUCAAUUCGAUCAAUUAUGCAGUGAGAAUAAUAUUAUUUCUAUCUACAUGCCUCCGCAUUCUUCCAACAAUCUCCAGCCUCUAGAUGUGGGCUGCUUUCGAGGUCUAAAAGGCGCGUACGGCGAUCUAGUGAAGCAAAAGACAAAUCUAGGAGUCAGGCAUAUUACAAAGUUUGACUUUCUAGAGAUGUUUGCAACGGCCCGUGAUCUUGCUUUUACAGCAGAGCCUAUUCAGAACAGUUUUGCAGCUACUGGCCUGAUUCCUUUCAAUCCAGAUAGAAUGCUUAGCAAGUUGAAUAUUCAACUAAAGACCCCUACUCCUCCAGGCAGUCGAUCAACUGAUUCAGCGCCUAAAACACCCUACACAACUAGACAGCUGGAAAAGCAAGCUUCUGCAGCAAAGAGACUGCUUAAGGAACGCGCCCAUAGCCCUUUACCUUUGGUAGAAGCGCGAUUGGACAAGAUCAUUAAAGGUCAUGAAUUGACGCUUAAUGAGCUUCUUCUUGCAAAGGAAGAAAUACGCAAACAUCGUGCUAAUAAUGAAUGGGAAAGCGAAAGACGGAGCAAGUCUACUAGGCAGCUAGCUAUAGAAAAGGGUUCAUCACUUCGAGAAGGCCUAAAGCGAUUUCAGCGCGAGAAUGAGGUUGAUGAAGGUCAAAAUACGCUUCCCAUAGAUCCAGCGCUUUCUGCAGUUGGGCCGCGCGUACGAGCGCCACCGCGCUGCAGCGAUUGUCAUAAUCUAGGACAUAAGCGAUUGCAAUGUCCUAAUCGAAUUCCCAAUUAAUUUUUAGAUAGAAAUCUGAUUGUUUGGUUGAUAAAGGCUAUAGUAUCUACCCUAUAGGCAGGAAUUGGCUGGCGGUGUCACGUUCGUUUGUGUGUCACGUUCGCUUGUGAAAUACGUUA
Aspergillus melleus is the source of this 1886-nucleotide messenger RNA. RefSeq lists its product as uncharacterized. The coding region runs from base 97 to 1767 and encodes 556 amino acids. NCBI's taxonomy places the organism in Eukaryota, Fungi, Ascomycota, Eurotiomycetes, Eurotiales, Aspergillaceae. Gene Ontology annotation, cellular component: nucleus. The transcript has a single exon. Gene Ontology annotation, molecular function: DNA binding. The record is from RefSeq and is a predicted model, not a curated record.